UUGGAAAAAAAAAAAAAUAGAUCAUCCUGUUUGUCCGUGCAGCCACCCUCUGGUAUUCUCCCCAUCUGGCUGUCUCUACAGCCCUGGGCCUGUCAGCUCUGAGUAAGUGUGUACCAGCAGCUAUUAAUAGCAGAGUUCUACAACAGUCUGCUGUCACAGAUGGAAUCUGAGCUUCUGAAGACUAAGACCAUCAAGACUCAUUACAAAGAAAGCACUGCAUUCUUUGGCACUUAAUACAAUUAAGCUGUCUAUAAAUAAAGAACAUCUUUAAAGCAAUACCCCAGCCUUUGAUGGUAGAUCCCAUCCUCUGAUUGGACCAUUGAUACGAAAGUUUCUCCUUGAUGAUGGCAAGUGAAUGUGAAUCUAAAUCUAAAACUGUAUGUAAAAUGGCAAGAAAAUGUCUUUCAAUAGGAAACAAUAAAAAUAUCUGAGAGCAGAAUAUAAACUCCAUCGCAACAAUGAAAAUUCAAGGCAGGGGGAGCCUUCGAAUUAGUGUACUUGGUGAAUUGCAGAAUCCAUGCAGGAAAGGGUUGCUUCUUCACUUCCAUGGGCCGUGACCAUCUUGGGAGCCAGGACAGCUGCCAGGAAAGAAAGUGUCCUUGCUUAUUAGAUGGACACACAUGUAUGUACUUCACAUCGACUGUGGACACUCCCAAUUCUUUUCCCCUGAAUGAGGCUGAGAUUGCUCCCUCUCAAGGAACUGUCUUAGUGUUUCUAUUUAAGGGUGUAGCGAGAAGAUGGAAAAAGGGAUUAAAGUCUAUUUCUGCGCCCUCUUUCCCCAUGAUCCCUUUCUUCCCCAGUAUUUAUCAAGAGAAUUAAAUAGGAUUUAUGAAAUCAGAUUAACUACUCGUGUCAUCUGUUUUAUACUCAAAUAAUAUCAGAGAUGCAGCAAAGCCAGGAAACUGAAAAUCCAAUGCUAUGUGUGGAAUUGAGUCUUUAGCAGUACUUAUUGUAUAGAUGAAUGGGAGAAUUUUCUUUGUUUUCCUAUCUUGUUAGAAUGUGGAUUCUGUGAAGGCAAGGCCAUCCUGUGCUUCGUUCACUUCUCUAUCCCCAGCAUCUACCACAGUAGACAUGUAUAUUACAGUUAAGGCAGCUUGCAAGCUGGAAAGGGCUAUUGUAAAUUUCUUCUCUGCUCUGUGCAGAAAAAUGAUGCCUCAGUCUUUUCUUCAUAGAAGACAUUUGAGUAUAAUUAACUGAUGUAAUCUGUGUGCACUUUCCCUUUGACAUUUAAACAUUUCAAACUGUAAUGUACAAUCCAUGGUAGUUUUUGUUUGACCUGGGGUCAGAAUUUUCAAACUUCGGUUUCCAUGUGGUACUUGGAAAAUGAUUCUCAGGCCCAAAACAGUAAAUUCAUUUAGGAAUGUAGUUUAUUCUCUUGGCCUAGAUAUUUGAUAUUUUCUACUGAUAGCUUUUGUGGAGAGAUUGGGAGUGUGGAUUUACAAUGCAGGGCAAUAAUCCCUGUCAUUUAAGCUGGCUCAUUUAUUGAUUGCUAUAGAUAUUGCAAUUAUGUAUAAUUACAGCCUUAUGACGUACUUGGCACCAAUGAUAUAACAGUGAGUAUGGCAGAAAAAACAUGGAUUUAGUGGGAGAAGAGGUUGGGAGGAAGCAGAAAUUUAACAAGCAGUUCUCAUCAAGUGCAGUACACCUUAGUAAUUAGCACAUACUAUGAAGUAAUGCUCCAGUAAAAUUGAAGAAAGAAGGUAGAAAUACAUAUUAAAUAGCAAUGUAAGAAAGCAGAUAGCCCAGGGUGGUAGGUGAUUCUGUUGCCAACUUCAUGGUAUAUAUGAAUAUAGAGUAAGAUUUACUUACUGUGAAUUGAUACUAUCUCAGAAUGUUCAUGGAGAAGAGGGGUUUCAACUGGAUAUUUCUUUAUUCAUUUGUGCAGUGACAGAAGAUACUCCAUCCAUUGGUUCACUCCCCUAAUGGCUGCAAUCAAUGGGGAUUUUUUGGGCUGAAGUCAGGAGCCCACAUGGAUGGCAGGGACCCAAGUACCUGGGCCAUUCUUUGAUGCCUUCCCAAGAGCUUUAGCUGACAUUAUCUCUACGGUAGAAUUCAACCACACGGGAGAAUUACUAGCGACAGGGGACAAGGGGGGUCGGGUUGUAAUAUUUCAACGAGAGCAGGAGAGUAAAAACCAGGUUCACCGCAGGGGUGAAUACAAUGUUUACAGCACAUUCCAGAGCCAUGAACCCGAGUUCGAUUACCUGAAGAGUUUAGAAAUAGAAGAAAAAAUCAAUAAAAUAAGAUGGCUCCCCCAACAGAAUGCAGCUUACUUUCUUCUGUCUACUAAUGAUAAAACUGUGAAGCUAUGGAAAGUCAGCGAGCGUGAUAAGAGGCCAGAAGGCUACAAUCUGAAGGAUGAGGAGGGCCGGCUCCGGGACCCUGCCACCAUCACAACCCUGCGGGUGCCUGUGCUGAGACCCAUGGACUUGAUGGUGGAGGCCACCCCACGAAGAGUAUUUGCCAACGCACACACGUAUCACAUCAACUCCAUAUCAGUCAACAGUGACUAUGAAACCUACAUGUCUGCUGAUGACCUAAGGAUUAACCUAUGGAACUUUGAAAUAACCAAUCAAAGUUUUAACAUCGUGGACAUCAAGCCGGCCAACAUGGAGGAGCUCACGGAGGUGAUCACGGCGGCCGAGUUCCACCCCCACCACUGCAACACGUUCGUGUACAGCAGCAGCAAAGGGACAAUCCGGCUGUGUGACAUGCGGGCGUCGGCCCUGUGUGACAGGCACACCAAGUUUUUUGAAGAGCCGGAAGAUCCAAGCAACAGAUCGUUUUUCUCUGAAAUUAUCUCUUCGAUUUCGGAUGUCAAGUUUAGCCACAGUGGGAGGUAUAUCAUGACCAGGGACUAUCUCACCGUUAAAGUCUGGGAUCUCAACAUGGAAAAUCGCCCCAUUGAGACCUACCAGGUGCAUGACUACCUCCGCAGCAAGCUGUGCUCCCUCUACGAAAACGACUGCAUUUUUGAUAAAUUUGAAUGUGUGUGGAACGGUUCAGACAGUGUCAUCAUGACGGGCUCCUACAACAACUUCUUCAGGAUGUUCGACCGCAACACCAAGCGUGACGUGACCCUGGAGGCCUCGAGGGAAAACAGCAAACCCCGGGCCAUCCUCAAACCCCGCAAAGUGUGUGUGGGAGGCAAGCGGAGAAAAGACGAGAUCAGCGUCGACAGUCUGGACUUUAGCAAAAAGAUCUUGCAUACAGCUUGGCAUCCCUCAGAAAACAUCAUAGCAGUGGCGGCUACCAAUAACCUAUACAUAUUCCAGGACAAGGUUAACUAGGAGGACAAGUCAUUACGUAAUUAUCUCACAUACUGAAUACUAGUCCAACGAGUUUUUACAUGUUUCUUUGGGUCUUCAUUUGAUGCAUUGACUUUAAUUUCCCUAAGCAGAAAACAAUUGGAAUAGCAUUAAAAGGAGUUCAACUUUCCCAGCACCCCAGUCCUGAGAAACUUUUGUCAAAUCCAAUAGGUUUGGGACACUUCUGUGUAGAGUCGAGAGCUGCCGGCUAACAGACUGGAAUUUCGGAUGCUUUUAUUGCCCAGUUUUCUCUGGUGGGUCCAGUGUUUUGUUUCUAGGUGUCUGCUGCGAUACAAUAAGGUUGUCUGUAGUAUUUAAGGAGAAAAGAGGUACUUUUUGUUUUUUUAAGUAAGCGAUUCCACUUGAUUGAAAAAAAACCGAAACAAAAAAUAAACACCGUUUACUCUUACAGAAA
Messenger RNA from Oryctolagus cuniculus (rabbit), 3723 nucleotides. Lineage: Eukaryota; Metazoa; Chordata; Mammalia; Lagomorpha; Leporidae. The record is from RefSeq and is a predicted model, not a curated record.